AUAGUGUCCCAUCACUGUGUCAGUGGGAGGAAUAGUGCCCCAUCAUUGGUGUCAGUGGGAGUAAAUAGUGUCAGUGGGGGGAAUAGUGCCCCAUCAUUGGUGUCAGUGGGAGGAAUAGUGCCCCAUCAUUGGUGUCAGUGGGAGGAAUAGUGCCCCAUCAUUGGUGUCAGUGGGAGGAAUAGUGCCCCAUCAUAGGUGUCAGUGGGGGGAAUAGUGCCCCAUCAUUGGUGUCAGUGGGAGUAAUAGUGCCCCAUCAUUGGUGUCAGUGGGGAGUAAUAGUGCCCCAUCAUUGGUGUCAGUGGGAGGAAUAGUGCCCCAUCAUUGGUGUCAGUGGGAGGAAUAGUGCCCCAUCACUGGUGUCAGUGGGAGGAAUAG
This is a messenger RNA of Staurois parvus, 375 nucleotides long. The record is from the annotation of a GenBank genome assembly. Lineage: Eukaryota; Metazoa; Chordata; Amphibia; Anura; Ranidae.